Molecule: messenger RNA, 468 nt
Organism: Dentiscutata erythropus
Lineage: Eukaryota; Fungi; Glomeromycota; Glomeromycetes; Diversisporales; Gigasporaceae
Source: the annotation of a GenBank genome assembly
AUGGCGGCUUUUGAGAGUAAACCCAAAGGAAUUCUUAAAAAACCAUCCAUAAACUUUCAACAGAAAAACAGGCUAAAAUGGGAUGAAGACAACAUUCAACUUACUGAAAGCCAGAAGAACUCUACAAUGAAAAUUACUGAACCUAAAACUCCGUACAUUCAUUACAAUCAAGAAACUGAUGAAAUCAUGACUGAUCUUCAAACUAUUCCAGGUCUCAUUUUGGAAUCUAAUAGUAGAGAGUCUCUCCCAUCAGGAUCUCUUUCAUCCGUUUCACCAUCAUCAGCUCAUUUUCCUGAUUCAGUAAAAGAUGAUUGGGAUUCCGACGGUUCAGAAGAUGAAGAAACCAAAGAAAAACGUCGCAAAUUUGCACAGCUUAGAGCUAAACAUUAUAACAUGAAGGAAGCGCUUAGUAUAGAAGACAAUUCUGACAAUAACGAUUCGUCAUCAAAUGUUUUAAUGGAAACAUAG